UGCGGGAGGCGGCGAGCCCAGGGCACACUCGCUCGCCUGCUCGGCGCACGGAGGAUCCUGUCCCCGAACCGCGCCAGGCGAGCCAGCCGGGCGCCGUGCUCUGUCCGCUCGCCGCGCGGGAGAGAGCUGCCCGAGACAGAGCCAGCCCGCCGGCGCCGAGCUGCCGAGCGCCUGGCCCAGGAGUCCCUGGUGCGGCGCGGCGAGCCCCCGGCGGCGGCAGAAGGACUCGAGCGCCAGGAGAGGGCGGACGGGGGACAAGGAGGCUCCCGGGCGCGACGAGGAGAGUCUCGGAGGAGAAGGCGGCGUGAGGGACACCGGGGCCUCCAGCCGACGCAGCCUUGUCGGGGCGAGCAGCCCAUAAGGGGAGCCCCGGCUCCCAGGGGAGGGGACACCGGCGGCCCCCGCGCUAGCGAGCGGAGGGCGAGAGCGCGCGACCCGCCAGGGGCCCGCCGCGGCCGCCGCGCCGCCCUCCCCCGCGCUGUCAGCCCCGCGGGGCGCAGCCGCCGCCGCAGCAUCUUCUGCCCCUGCGCCCCCGCCAGCCCCGAGGAAGUCCCCGCCGAGGACUAGGGCCCCCGGGAGCUCAGGAGGAAAGACCAGAGACUCCUCCAAAUCACCCAGAUGCGAAGGAUUGAAACAGCCUAGCCAAAGCUUUCUGUGGAUUAAAAAAAUACACGGCUUUUUUUUUUUUUCCCCCGAAGAAAAGGAGAGGAAGACCAGUGGGGCUCUGCAAGGAAAAAGGGGAAUGUAACUCGUGGAUACCUUUUUUCCACCCCUCAGACGUCUUGUUCUACUUUGUAAACAUUUUCUUUUUUUAAACCCCAGCUCCAGCCAGACGCCCCCAGACCUCCGGGGUGCGAGGAGGUGGUGGUUUUCAUUUUGGGCUUUGCGUAUUUGGUUCUUAGAUUUUGAGAGAACCUCCUUAUUUCGCCAAACAUCUCCUGCGGGGUGAAGUCCACUCGGCCCCCUCCCCCGAGUCUUCGUGUGCACGGAAUUCAAGGAGAUCCGGUUACUAAGGAUAUAGAAGAAAAAAAUAAAUCGCGUGCCUGCCUUUUUUUUUUUUUUUUUAAUUGCCUCCUUCUCCCCACCCCCAAAUUAAGUUGCUUAGGAAGGGGAAAAGAGGCUUUUUCCUCCCUCCGGCAGCCCAGCCGAACGCCUUUCUUUUUUUGCCCCCGCGGAUCUUCCAUGUAGGAAGCCAAGGCUGGCGAGCCCGACACUCGGGAGCCGCUGCGGGGGGGCCUCUUUUUGGGGAGGCGCCGACCGGGGUAGGCUUCGCCGCCCCCAGGGAAGCGGCGGCCGCGUUCCUCCGGGGUGCGCCGGGGCCCGAGAGCAGCGCGCGGCUCGGGCCGCGCGGGGUGGGGCAGCCGGAGCGCAGGCCCCCGAGCCCCGGCGGGCGCCUCCGGGCCCCCGCGCGCCCCCCGGCCUCCGGGAGACUGGCGCAUGCCACGGAGCGCCCCUCGGGCCGCCGCCGCUCCUGCCCGGGCCCCUGCUGCUGCUGCUGUCGCCUGCGCCUGCUGCCCCAACUCGGCGCCCGACUUCUUCAUGGUGUGCGGAGGUCAUGUUCGCUCCUUAGCCGGCAAACGACUUUUCUCCUCGCCUCCUCGCCCCGCAUGUUCAGGACCAAACGAUCUGCGCUCGUCCGGCGUCUCUGGAGGAGCCGUGCGCCCGGCGGCGAGGACGAGGAGGAGGGCGCGUGGGGAGGCGGUGGAGGAGGCGAGCUGCGGGGAGAAGGGGCGACGGACGGCCGGGCACAUGGGGCCGGUGGCGGCGGCGCAGGCAGGGCUGGCUGCUGCCUGGGCAAGGCGGUGCGAGGUGCCAAAGGUCACCACCAUCCCCACCCCCCAGCCGCGGGCGCCGGCGUGGCCGGGGGCGCCGAGGCGGAUCUGAAGGCGCUCACGCACUCGGUGCUUAAGAAACUGAAGGAACGGCAGCUGGAGCUGCUGCUCCAGGCCGUGGAGUCCCGCGGCGGUACGCGCACGGCGUGCCUCUUGCUGCCCGGCCGCCUGGACUGCAGGCUGGGCCUGGGGGCGCCUGCCGGCUCACAGCCCGCGCAGCCGCCCUCGUCCUACUCGCUCCCCCUCCUGCUGUGCAAAGUGUUCAGGUGGCCGGAUCUCAGGCAUUCCUCGGAAGUCAAGAGGCUGUGUUGCUGUGAAUCUUACGGGAAGAUCAACCCCGAGCUGGUGUGCUGCAACCCCCAUCACCUUAGCCGACUCUGCGAACUAGAGUCUCCCCCUCCUCCUUACUCCAGAUACCCGAUGGAUUUUCUCAAACCAACUGCAGACUGUCCAGAUGCUGUGCCUUCCUCCGCUGAAACAGGGGGAACGAAUUAUCUGGCCCCUGGGGGGCUUUCAGAUUCCCAACUUCUUCUGGAGCCUGGGGAUCGGUCACACUGGUGCGUGGUGGCAUACUGGGAGGAGAAGACGAGAGUGGGGAGGCUCUACUGUGUCCAGGAGCCCUCCCUGGAUAUCUUUUAUGAUCUACCUCAGGGGAAUGGCUUUUGCCUUGGACAGCUCAAUUCGGACAACAAGAGUCAGCUGGUGCAGAAAGUGCGGAGCAAGAUCGGCUGUGGCAUCCAGCUCACGCGGGAAGUGGAUGGCGUGUGGGUGUACAACCGCAGCAGUUACCCCAUCUUCAUCAAGUCAGCCACACUGGACAACCCGGACUCCAGGACGCUGUUGGUACACAAAGUGUUCCCCGGUUUCUCCAUCAAGGCUUUUGACUAUGAGAAAGCGUACAGCCUGCAGCGGCCCAACGACCACGAGUUCAUGCAGCAGCCGUGGACUGGGUUCACCGUGCAGAUCAGCUUCGUGAAGGGCUGGGGCCAGUGCUACACCCGGCAGUUCAUCAGCAGCUGCCCAUGCUGGCUGGAGGUCAUCUUCAACAGCCGGUAGCCUCGUGGGGGAGAGGACAGAGCGGGAGCCGAGCGGGCCCAGUCCAAACUACUUUGCUGCUAAGAUUUUCCUCCUGAGUGCUUGCUUUUCAUGCAAACUCUUUGGUCAUUUUUUUUUUCCUUCCUCUCGUCGUUCUUGUUUAUGUUAUGUUUUGUUUUGUUCUUUGAGAAAUAGCUUAUGAAAAGAAUUGUUGGUUUUUUUUUUUUUUUUUUUUCCUCUUCGGGGCGGGUUGGGGCGGGGGCAGGGGUGGGCAGUGGUAAGGUUGGCAGAACACCCAGAUCUGAAAAGGGGAAGCAAAAAUCAGUGCCACCAAACACAGUGUAAAUGGGGAGCAGGCCCCAACCUUGGGGUCAUCGUAGCCCUUAGUAGGGCUUAUGUGUGAGUGAGUGUGUGCGCGUGUGUGAGUGUAGAUGGGGGAGGCGGUGUGCUCUGUGUUGUUAACUACGAAUGCUCCCAAGCUGUGUCUCUAGCCCCUUGCACCUGCGCAGUGGGGCAGCAGGUCUCCCAGCAGCUGCCAGCAGCAAGGUUGUGUCCCCAGCCUGUGGAAGCCCCCCUGCCCCUCGCCACCCCUUCCUAGGACAUUGGCCUGUCCGCAGGCUUCUUCGAAGCAGCUCUACAAGAAGCCGAACCAGAACCUAUUUCCCAUGCUGUCUCACUCGCCCCCGCCCCCUCCAGCCACCUCCCUGCCAUCGUCCUUUCUCUUUUGGCCACCUGCUCCUGGAUUGUCUCUGAGAUGGACUUCCUGAGGGCUGCCGGGGCAGCCCCAUUACAGUAUUGCUCACCCAGUGCCCUCUCAGGCCCCUCAGCCUCUCCCCGUCCCUGGUUACAUCAGGUUUUUCCUGGAUUCAGAAAACCAGCUCAGCAUUUUCCUUCCCUCCGCAGCCUGUGUGCUGAGCUCUGCUGUUAGACCAGUGAGGGGAGCAGCACCCCCCUGCCCCCCGCUCCCCCUUCCCACCAAGAAGGAUUCGGUCCAUUGUAACCCAAGGUACCAUCCUGAGCUGACACCCCUAACUCUUCUCAUUUCUUCUACAACUCAUACACUCGGAUGAUACGUUGACACUGCUCUUAGCUCAAUGAGCAUGUUUAGACUUUAACAUAAGCUAUUUUUCUAACUACAAAGGUUUAAAUGAACAAGAGAAGCAUUCUCAUUGGAAAUUUAGCAUUGUAGUGCUUUGAGAGAGAAAGGACUCCUGAAAAAAACCUGAGAUUUAUUAAAGAAAAAAUGUAUUUUAUGUUAUAUAUAAAUAUAUUAUUACUUGUAAAUAUGAAGACGUUUUAUAAGCAUCAUUAUUUAUGUAUUGUGCAAUGUGUAUAAACAAAAAUAAAGAAAAGAUGCACUUUGCUUUAAUAUAAAUGCAAAUAACAAAUGCCAAAUUAAAAAAAGAUAAACACAAGAUUGGUGUUUUUUUCUAUGGGUGUUAUCACCUGGCUGAAUGUUUUUCUAAAGGAGUUUAUGUUCCAUUAAACAAUUUUUAAAAUGUA
This is a messenger RNA of Sus scrofa (pig), 4370 nucleotides long. It is a transcript of the gene SMAD7, whose product is annotated as SMAD family member 7. Gene Ontology annotation, biological process: cell differentiation; regulation of transcription by RNA polymerase II; anatomical structure morphogenesis. NCBI's taxonomy places the organism in Eukaryota, Metazoa, Chordata, Mammalia, Artiodactyla, Suidae. The record is from RefSeq and is a predicted model, not a curated record. Gene Ontology annotation, cellular component: heteromeric SMAD protein complex. Gene Ontology annotation, molecular function: I-SMAD binding; transcription regulator inhibitor activity.